Messenger RNA from Arachis stenosperma, 1179 nucleotides. RefSeq names its product cyclase-like protein 2. Gene Ontology annotation, molecular function: arylformamidase activity. Bases 160 to 918 code for a protein of 252 amino acids. Lineage: Eukaryota; Viridiplantae; Streptophyta; Magnoliopsida; Fabales; Fabaceae. The record is from RefSeq and is a predicted model, not a curated record. The transcript is spliced from 6 exons.
ACUAAAACAGUUGAGGAGUGAGGAGUGAGGAGUGAGGACUGACGAGAGAGUCCGAGGCGAGGGUAAGAGACUAAGAGCAGCUGGUCUCCCUUGGUGUCGGUUGUGGUGGCGAUCAGAUUCAGUUGGCAUCAAAUUGAUUUAUUAACUGUAAGCAAAAACAUGAAUAUCUGCUCAAGAGCUGCUUUGGCGAAGUUUGCAAUUGUAACUAUAAUUGCAAUUUUAUGCGGCCUUGGGUUGGGGAUGGGUGCGGCGGAGACGCAGGAGGCAACGAUAUUUGACAUCAGCCACAGAUACGUGGCGGAGAUGCCAUCGUGGGAGUCAUCGGAGGGAGUGGGGCAGUUUGUGUGGCUUCAGCAGAGCAUGAAGAACGGGUCCCUCUCCAACGGCUCCCUUAUGAAGCUCCCCACUCACACUGGCACCCACGUCGACGCUCCAGGUCACGUCUUCGAUCACUACUUUCAUGCUGGCUUUGACGUCGACACUCUCGAUCUGCACCUUCUCAAUGGCCCUGCUCUCUUGCUUGAUGUUCCCAGGGAUCAAAACAUCACCGCUCAAGUUAUGAACUCAUUAAAUAUACCACGCGGUGUACGUCGUGUGCUCUUCCGUACAUUAAAUACCGACAGGAGGCUUAUGUUUCAGAAGGAGUUCGACACAAGCUAUGUCGGAUUCAUGGUGGAUGGAGCAACUUGGCUUGUGGAGAACACGGACAUCAAACUUGUUGGAAUUGACUAUCUAUCUGUUGCUGCAUUUGAUCACUUGAUCCCAUCUCACCUGGUUUUUCUAGAAGGCAGGGAAAUCAUUCUGGUGGAAGGCCUGAAACUUGAUGAUGUCCCUGCUGGAAUAUAUUCACUGCAUUGCUUACCACUUAGGUUGGCUGGUGCUGAGGGAUCACCAAUACGGUGCAUUCUGAUCAAAUAAUAUGGAAACAGUGCAUACUGCAUACCCAAAUGCCAGGAGAUGUUGAUCAUCUUUGGUGUAUGUUUGGAGUACGAUGGGUGCAGCAACUUUAGUAGCAUUACAUCAGUUGUAGUUUUCUUAGACAUGAGUAGGUUCAAAAUGCAAUAAAAGCUCAGAAAUGUCUAUAUUGAGAAAAAUAGUAUUAACGAUUUGUGUCAAGGUGUUACAAUCUUAUUUGGCUUUAAUAUAUAGAAACAUGCAAUGGCAAUCCUUGUACAGUUC